Messenger RNA from Phymastichus coffea, 2262 nucleotides. RefSeq lists its product as uncharacterized. The record is from RefSeq and is a predicted model, not a curated record. Lineage: Eukaryota; Metazoa; Arthropoda; Insecta; Hymenoptera; Eulophidae. Bases 1183 to 2262 code for a protein of 359 amino acids. The transcript has 3 exons.
UUCAACUUGAAUUAACCGUUUCGUUUUACGUUAUUAAUUUAUAAAAUUACAUCAUACCGUUAUAUCCUGGAUAACGAAAAGUAUUUUUAAUAGUUUUUAUUUUGAUUUUUUUUAUCUAUUGAAAAUUAUUAUCACGCUGUCGGUAUAAUAGAAAAAUUUAACAUUUAAAUCAGAUAGUAGAAUUUGAAAUUUGUAAUAUGAUAAUUUACUAUGAUUAUUAGGGCAAAAAAAAUAAUGUUCAAUUAUCAUAUCUGCGAUAGUAUGGAGGAUUAAGUUUAAGGCGCCUAUUAAAACAUUAGCGCGCAGCUAAUCGAGGAAGUAACACGUAAAAAUUAUUCACGUUGGCAUAACUGCAGAGAUUACGGGUUGAGUUUAUCGCGAUAUAGUAGAGUAACUUAGUUUAACAUUCGUAAUUAUUUUUAUCGCUUUGAUCGACAACGUACGAGCGUUAUUGUCUUCAAACAGUAGAUAUAUUGUAUUCUUGAUAUCGUCUUUGAACUUCUUUAACGUCAUUGAUCGGAACGUUAGCUGCACAUAAUAAAGACCAGGAAAUAAAGACCGCAAGUGGAAACUGAUUUCAGUCGCUCACAAUAAUAUUUCGAGUAGUCGAACAGAAAGUAUCAUGCGCCAAGAAAGUUUCUUCGUUGAACAAUAUUAAUGUUGAAAAAAAAUGUUCUCUCGGAGUCACGUUGCAAGAGACGACUUCAAAAACAAGAUAUAAAUUUACGCGGUAAAAUCAAUCCAAGUUUUCCGUAAUACGUCAAUAAACAUUAAUGCGAAAACGACAACGAUUAUAAAAUACUGAUAGAUCAUGUGCAUCAUCAUUUAUAACGAACAUCAUUUAAUUCCUAGUUCAUAGACUAGACUGACUCGAACUUAUUUAGAUAUGGCAACAUUUUCCCGUUUCUUUCAGCAUAUCGCAUCUCUGUAAUUGAAGAAUUUGUUAACUCGUAGUUUGCCGUAUUGCAAAUUUACUUCCAAACUUCCUGAUUAAGAAAAAUUCUUUUUUGUUUUCCAUUAGUAAGUACAUUACCGUUACACUAAUUUACAUUAAAUGUAUGACCUAUGGUGAUUAAAGUUAUACGAAUCUGAUAGUUACAUGACAUUAUUCUGAUGGCAUUCUCAUUACAAAAAUUAAGUUGAGUUUUUUCGACAUUUCCUACAGGCAGUGUCGAGUUGAACAUGCCGAAGCUCACAGCGGUCGUAGUAUUCUUGUUCGCAGCAGCGUCUAUGGCAAACUGUAGAUUGGAACAACCAAAGUAUUCCCGUCAUAUGACAAUUACCAUGCCAAAAUCCACCACCAAAUAUAUAACAAUGGAUAAUCGACUAUACACAGUGUCGAUCAACAAAUCUAAUGUUCGUGUCAAUUCUUCUGACGUCAAUCACAAGCCGUGCGAUAUGACCAUCGAGUCUGUCAAAGAUUUUAUUCGCGGAGAGAUGAAAGUCGACGCUUCUGAUAAGAUGAUUUAUAUCGUGGGGGAGCACAACGUCGAGCGUGUCGAUAGCAAGGAUAGAACUAAGUACACUCUGCUUAUCAUCAAUCCUCACGAUUGUACCCUCAAGCCAGCUGAUAUUCCUGACAUCAACGUCGGAAUGAAACCUGCUCUCCCGAGAUUGCUGGUUACUCCACCGGUGACUCUCACCGACCAUAGAAUAUUUUUAUUUGAUAUGCGGAAAGUUGGCGAUAAUUAUCUGUAUGCUCAGAAUAUGGAGGGUAAAGUGACAACAAUCAGAAGUCUCGAUGUUAGUAUGAACGUUAUCAAGGAGAAGCAAGUGGAUUAUCCUGUGGACGCGAUGGCCAACGCGAAGGCUGGAAUAACUGGUGUUUGCAGCAGAGCUCGCGAUAGAUUCGUGAUGGACAUCGCUGCUUAUAGCGAGGUGAUUUGCGAGAAAAUUAAUUCUAACUUAGAUAGGAGUGUUCGAAUCCGCAUACCCAUUGUACCACAUUCAAAGCCAGUUUCAAGAGUCUCGUAUGACAUUGACGAGACAACGGAUAAAACCAUCAUUGCAUUUGCCGAAAAUCAGGAUUUACGUGUCUACAUCUACAACCCUUCUGGCCAACGCUUGAAGUCAUACGACUUGGGUAAAAUUGAUGAAAGGUUCGAAAAAUACAAGCAUCAACGGAUGUUUUACACGCCUUAUUCUCACUGGAAUCUACGCGGAUUCAUCACGGGCAAGGAAUAUUACCUUGUUACCGAACAGUUGUCUUGCACGGAUGAGCACGAGAUCGAUUUACAUGAUGUCAGAUGUAUUAAUAUUUAA